This is a messenger RNA of Closterium sp. NIES-67, 1506 nucleotides long. The record is from the annotation of a GenBank genome assembly. Lineage: Eukaryota; Viridiplantae; Streptophyta; Zygnematophyceae; Desmidiales; Closteriaceae.
CCAGGGCCUCAGAUAUCAGGAUGUUUUAUCCUGAAUUCCUGAUUUUCAGGAUGAGUAUGAGGUGCCAGACCUGAAAAAUCCGAUUAAAUGAAUUUCUGACCCUGUAAAUUCAGUAUGGUUAUCAUAUGACAACCCUGAGAACUCAGUAUAGUGUUCGUGUACCAGCCCUGACUGCUCAGUAUGAAUUCGAGGAUAACCCUGAUACCUCGAAUCUGGCUUCAGGGGGGGCGCUACGGGUGUACCCCCUGUUUUCUGCCCAUAGUUCCAUAAUUUUCGUGCCAGCGCACAUUUUGCCUGUAGAUUGUUGCCGCGAAAUGACCACUCCCUUUCAUGCCUUGAAUCAUCCAACCAUUCUAGACGAUAGAGCUUGUGCUCGCUGGUCUGUUUCUCUGCUGUGAACCGCCCCCUCGUUAGGGGGCACUAUGCUUGCGCCAGGAUCUGACGACGAGGAGGAGGCUCCCGACGAUCCUUCUACAGCGUCCCACCCGGGUGCCGUGACAGGAUUAGACUUACUGCGAAGAAAUCCUCCCGCAUCGGCACCUCCCCCUCGAACGCACACCGCUGAAGUAGUAGAGGAGGCAUCUCGCCAUGUUGUAGCAACACCACCUCAGCGAAGCACUACGCCCCGCACUUCUUUUAAUCAAGGGUCGACCCGUAUUGGACCGCCGUCGAAGAAGCUCGAGCCCUCACGCUAUCGGCAGGCAACCCUGAGUUUCGGGCGGUCGCAAAACACUCCCGCUCCGACUCUGCACGUCGUCCCUCCUGUUGUUUCAGGACCAUCUACAGCUCCGACUUCGUCAUCGGACACCGAACUUGAAGACGUGGCCGAACGAAAGUACCAGGAGGCUCUCUGGCAAUUUAAAAAGCGGUGGAGUACUGACUUUCCUUGGCUUGUGCUUAAUCAGACCCGUGCAGGAUUCCCGGCUUUGAAGUGUAAGACUUGCAUGGAACAUGGCGGGCACGGAACGAACUACGGCAAGGGCGGAGAAGGUGCGACCGACGUCCAGACGCAGGCGAUGCAAAACCACCAGCGCACGCGGAAGCACAAGAGAGCGAUGCGGAGACAAGCCACCGCCACUGCGAUCGCUGAGGGGCAGCUGCGCAUGGAGGACUUGGCGAAAACACAUACCGUCCAGAGCGAGCGUGUUACUGCACUGCUGGAGACUCUGCUUUUCAUCUGUCAGUCCGACGCGCCCAUCGAGAUGUGGGUGCAACUUGUGCGGCACCUCUCAAAGCGACGUAUGGCUUUCAGGAGUUAACCAAGUCGACAGCCAUGUACCUUCGAGCUCGUCAACGGGAGCACUUGGAGUCAAGCCCGUUCAUUGGCUUGAGCUGUGACGAGAGUACCGACAGAGUUCGUGGCAAGCACAUGAUUGUGUUUGCUACUUUCCUUCGCGAGCGCAUUGUUGUCACAGAGUUUCUAACGCUUCUUCCUGUCGACAAAUGUGAUGCAGCUUCUCUGGAAGGCUCUCUUGUUGCUUACCUCGAUAGCAUCGGCAUCAGUCU